Cladocopium goreaui is the source of this 976-nucleotide messenger RNA. The record is from the annotation of a GenBank genome assembly. NCBI's taxonomy places the organism in Eukaryota, Dinophyceae, Suessiales, Symbiodiniaceae.
AUGGCGCCCUUCGUGCCAUCAUUGCGGGUGCAGCGAUUGGAAGAGCUGCAACGGCAGCAAUCCAUCGAUCUGCAGCAGAUGCUGCUGAGAUCCGCCCGCGCGAAGAGCUGUCCAAGUUCCCCGCGGGCAAAGGCGGCGACUGCCACGCCCAACGCGACUGCCACGCCCAAUACGCCCAGACGACAGCGGCAAUGUCCCAGCGGUCAAACCACGCCGGCGCCAAGUCCCUGGACCCCGUUGACCACUCCCAGGCGGGUUCGCAAGCGAAGCCCGCAUUCUCCUCCGCCAGAACAAAAGGUGCAGGGUGUUCUAAAGCUGAUCGACUCUGUUCCCGUCCUGUCUCGAAAGGACUUUGGAAGCCUCAAGGCUGCCCGUGCUGGAGUUCUGCGUUUGGCCCAUGAGCUCGCUGGGGUGCAACAGCGCCUCAGGGCACAAGAGAAACUCCAAGAGGAGUUGCAAUUGUCUUUGGCGCGGCAUGGUGGCGACACCUUGAAACGGCGCUUGCACGAGGAGCGCUUGGUUUACGAGGACCACAUCCAAACUUUGUCCGCUGCAGACCGGGAGCGCCGGGCAGAUCCUUCGGCUGAAGGGCGCUUCGAGCAAAGUCAGUCCUUCGCAGAUCGCCUUGAGAGCCAGGCAGAAGACUUCCGUUUGCACUACCAGCAUGUGAAGGAGGUGAGGGCACUAGAUGCGAGCAUCAAGGAGGACCAAAAUGUGCAACAACGCUUGGCAUCUUUGGAGAAGAUGGUCGAGGCAAGGAGAGCUGAAUUGAAGAAGCUCCAAAGCGAAACUGUCAACGAAACUCAAGAUCAAGGUGUUCGGCACCAACUCUCGUCCAGUUGAUGGAGGCAGUUCAUGUUCUUCGCCGAGCUGUUUGGCAACAUGCGACAGCGAUGUUUCAAUGUCUUACGAUGUCUUACAAUGUCUUAGCACGUUAAAGAUGGCGUGUGACACUGGCAGAGACCGUGAAAAAGUG